UGAAGGUGAGUUGUUUACUUAAUAAGUAAUUAAAACCUGUUUCAUUGUUUGAGAGAUGAAUAGUUUACAUUUUAACAAACAAAUAUGGUACUACCAAGAUCAUUUUAUGCACACUUUCUUCUUAAAGGACAAAGCCUUUUCUGCUUCUUAAAGAACAGUUAUUCUGGAAGUAGGCUAGGCCCAUUGUAAACAUCAGCUUCUAUUAUUAAUUAAUGAAUUAUUUACACAAUUUUGUUGAAGACAAAGGCUUAUGUACAUCAAGUUAAUUAAUUUUGUUUUUUUUUCUGCAGAUGACACAGACGCAGACCCUGACUAUUUGCCAAGUGGAAAUGAAGACAAUUCUGCAAGAGAUCUUUUCAGAAAUCGCCCAUCAACAAGUGGCGUGGUUGUAGAAGAGCAAAAUAAUGGACCGCCUGCAAAAAGACCAAAACAUGAAGGAAAGAAGAAAACAAGAAGGCCUGAUCAGUGGAAGAGAAAAAAGGGGUCGAUUGCUCGCAAUAAAGGGGAAGGGUACACUGACAGAACAGGGAAAAACCAUCAACCAAAGCAGGUCAGAGAUUUUAACCAUAAUUGUAGGUAUGAGUGCAGUGAUAUUCCUCAAGAGAAACGCCAAGAAAUAUUUAAUGAGUAUUGGGCUCUUGGAAACUGGGAGUUGCAGUCGGCUUUCUUGAAUUCUGUAAUUUUACACCAUAGUCCACAUCAGACCAGAGCAAACAAUGAACAUUACAAUAAAUCUGUUUCGUGCCAGUAUUUUUUUGGCCACAAACAGACACAUGUGCUACAUGUGACAGACUCCAACAGCUUAUUGUACAUGGAUCACCUGACGAAAAACAGGCAGCUACAGUACAGAAAGAACUCCACCUACGCAAGGCAGAGAGUGCUAAAGCACAAUUAG
This is a messenger RNA of Homalodisca vitripennis (glassy-winged sharpshooter), 895 nucleotides long. RefSeq lists its product as uncharacterized. NCBI's taxonomy places the organism in Eukaryota, Metazoa, Arthropoda, Insecta, Hemiptera, Cicadellidae. Bases 251 to 895 code for a protein of 214 amino acids. The record is from RefSeq and is a predicted model, not a curated record. The transcript is spliced from 3 exons.